AUGUUUGGAGAAGAGUUGGAAGGAAAGAUAUUUACGUACGAUUCAAAAAAUAAUUUGGUUGCAUAUUCCAAUCGAGUCGAAAGUAAUACCAAAGUUGUAUAUAUUGGUGGCCUAACAUCUCGCUUCCCGAUUUGUCUUCCCACAAUUAUGUUAAAUCAGUAUUGUAUUGAGAAUGGCUAUGAAUUUAUAAUUCCACAGCUAAGAUCCCAUCCCGAGUACGGACUCUUUACAAUAGAUGAUGACAUAGAAGAUUUGGGAUGCUUGCUGUCUCAGACGAACGGAGAUGUGAUUUUGGUUGGAAACUCGACAGGAUGUCAAGACAUUGUUUAUUAUUUAAAUAAUACAAAAGAUAGAAAGAUUAAGCUUGCUGUGCUUUUAGGGGCUGUAAGUGAUGUCGAGUUUGAGGAACAUGAAAACAAAAACCUUCCAGAUCUGUUGAGAUGGGCAAAGGAAACAAUUGAGAGGAAAAAGGAGGACGUAGCAAUCAAGCAUCAAAGUGGUUUAUACCUAACACCAAAAAGAAUUUUGGACAUCUUUUCUAGAUAUGGGAAGGAAGACAUGUUUUCUAGCUAUCUGGAGGAUAAGUUUUAUAUGGAGUUAAACAAGGGAGGCACAAGACUUCUUUUUGUGGUAUCUGGAAAGGACGAGUAUUCUGUAAGAAACAUUGAAUCUAAACUGAAAUUGGUGAGAAAUUCGAGAGUUGAGAAGAUACCGGAAGGGACACAUGUUCUGUCACGUGUUGAAGAUGUUGAAAUGUUUUUAAGGUUCUUUUCCGAAGAGAUCAAAGAGAUAAUAAAAUAG
Messenger RNA from Encephalitozoon intestinalis ATCC 50506, 801 nucleotides. RefSeq lists its product as uncharacterized. Lineage: Eukaryota; Fungi; Microsporidia; Unikaryonidae. The record is from RefSeq and is a predicted model, not a curated record. The coding region runs from base 1 to 801 and encodes 266 amino acids. The transcript has a single exon.